Molecule: messenger RNA, 1329 nt
Organism: Lichtheimia ornata
Lineage: Eukaryota; Fungi; Mucoromycota; Mucoromycetes; Mucorales; Lichtheimiaceae
Exons: 1
Coding region: 1-1329 (442 amino acids)
Biological process (GO): DNA integration
Molecular function (GO): nucleic acid binding
Source: RefSeq, a predicted model, not a curated record
AUGGAGCCACCAGAAGAUGAAAAACGUGAUAUCCUGGAAAAGGCACAUUUAUUCGGUCAUUUUGGAGCUGAGGCUAUUGUCAAGGCUAUUCGCAACAAUGGACUGUACUGGCCAAAAAUCAAGGAACAAGCCGUUGAGUUGGUAAAAUCCUGUAAGGAGUGCCAAAAGUACAACAUCGCGCAAAAUGGAUAUAAUCCUCUGAGACCGAUCCGUGCGUACGUUCCAGGUGAUCAUUGGGCUAUAGAUCUUGCUGGUCCUCUCACCACAUCCAAACGAGGUAACAACUACCUGCUAGUACUCAUUGAUAUUUGUACACGUUUUUGCAUCUUGCGUCCCAUACCGCAUAAGCAAUCACAUACCAUUGUUCAAACCUUGGUACAAGUAUUUUGCGACUUUGGACUGCCUCGAGUAUUACAAUCAGACAAUGGCACCGAAUUUGUCAAUGAUCUAAUGUCUCGUUUUGAACGCGCAGCUGGCUUCGAUCAUCGUCUCGUAUCACCGUAUCAUCCACGUGCAAAUGGAGUAGCGGAAAGAUGGGUACAAACCUCAGUUGGAGCUAUCAAAAAGAGAGUACAAGGAGUGCAUGAAAAUUGGGACCUAUACGUACCUGCUGUCCAAUUGGCAAUGAACGCCAAGGUUAGCAAGCGUACCGAAUCACCUCCUUUCUCGUUGAUGUUUGCUCGUAGGCUGAACAACUUCGACGACUAUCGCAAUGAGGAACAACUCUCACCAAUGACUCGACAAGAACUGUUGAAACGCAUUGACCAAAUGAACGAGAUUGUGUUCCCAGCGAUAAGAGCCAGGACUGAAGCAAUAACGGAAAAGCAAAAGAGCAAGUUUGAUAAACACCACAAACUCAUUGACUUUCCCACGGAUAGUCACGUCAUGAAACGCGUGCUGCAAAAGAAAGGUAAGCUUUAUCCUGAAUACGAAGGCCCAUUUACAGUCGUACGCAAGACCAAAGGUGGAUCCUAUGUCCUCAAGGAUGAAAUGGGAGAUCUGCUACCUAUUGAUGUGCCUCCUUCGCAACUCAAGCUCAUCUCACAAGAUGAAAUCAUUCCUGCCGAUCAAUUGUUUGAAGUGGAAAGCAUUAUUGCACACAACAAAGAUGAUAAUGGCAACAUGACAUACAAAGUGCGUUGGAAAGGUUACACUGCGGAACACGACACAUGGGAACCUUACGAACACUUCACCAGCGAUGCACCCAUUGCGGCGUAUUGGGCUCGCAUUAAUGCGCAAUCACCGCAUAACAGCGGACAUCCAAAUCGCAAACGCAAAUCGCACAAUCGCUCACUAUCCACCAGAUCCAACAAGCGAUCAAAGAAAUAG